This is a messenger RNA of Pseudo-nitzschia multistriata, 2594 nucleotides long. The record is from the annotation of a GenBank genome assembly. Lineage: Eukaryota; Bacillariophyta; Bacillariophyceae; Bacillariales; Bacillariaceae.
CCAAGGGCGUUUUGGUGAGAACUCGUACCGCGUGAAACUGGGCCCGGGUUCACAAACAAUUGCUAUCUGAAGCAACGUUGAGCUGUCUUUCUCGGUGUACAUCGUCAAAUAGGAAAGCCGUCGUAGCUCUACACAAGAGGGUCAUUUGCAAUCAUCGGAAGUAGUUCCCAAGUUGUCAUUGUUAGGGAAGCAGAUUACAGUAGGAUAAGGGCAUCAUGUUACAGUACGAUAACUCAGCAUUUUACUUUUUUGCCCUGAGUUUCAUCACCAUUUAUUUGGUGCCAUGUAAGUGGUUCCAGUCCUUCCACAUCUUCGCGCUGGGCCGCGGCUCACUGCUUCGGGCUCGAGGAGUUGAAGGAACAAAUUCAUCACGAGAAGGAAUAAUGCUUUCAUGCUGUGUUCUCGAGACUCACUUUCUUCGUGCCAUUUUUGAAUCUUUGGUGUUCCUCUAUCAAACUUUUGUUUUGUUACGUUUCUAGCAUGGAUAUACAUCGCGAAAAGUUUCAAAAAAGUCCUCUUUGCCGAUGAUGCGUCUAUCGGUGCUGUGUCGCGAACCAGUGCGGAAAAGGCCAAGGCUGACGCCCUAAAAAAGGAUUCUGGAAUCUCCAAACUUUUCAAGUCUCGAAAAUUUCUCUACAACUUCGUGAUAACGAUUGCCUGUACCAUCUUGUUCUUUUGGUUGUUGUUUAGUGUGAAAGAAGAUGGAAUCGUCAACUCUUUCGAUCCCUUUAACAUUUUGGAGAUUGAUUCUGGUGCGGAUACCAAAACCAUCAAGAAAGCUUACCGAACCUUGUCACUGAAGUACCACCCCGAUAAGAACCCAGGCAAUCGAGAAGCUGAAGCCAAGUUUAUGAUGGUAUCAAAAGCAUACGAAUCGCUCACGAACGAGGAAUCCCGAGAAAACUGGGAGAAAUACGGAAACCCCGACGGAAAGCAAUCACUCGAAGUCAGUAUUGGACUUCCAAACUUUUUGCUUCAGACUCAAUACCGCAACUUGGUCUUGGUUGUGUACUUGAUUUUUAUGGUUGGAAUCAUUCCCUUCUGUGUCUGGACCUAUUAUUCGGACUCGUCUAAAUUCGGUGAAAAGGACAUUAUGUACGAUACAUACUCGUGGUUCCACAAUACAUUGAACGAACACACCCUCGUGAAGUGGCUGCCCGAAGUCAUGGCAGCAUCUGCCGAAUUCCGUAAUCACAACGUCCCGAAAACCGCGGAAGAUAAGAAGGACGUCAGCCAGGUCAUGGGAUUGGUCAAAACCAAUAUGCAAAAACCAAAACAUUCCCUUCCUGCUAUUGUCAAAAGUAAUGUUUUGUUGCAUGCCCAUUUAAUGCGGAAAUCUGACCAGAUUGAAUCUGAGCAAUUGCAAGACGACCUCAAUCGCAUGUUGCGACUGUCAACGUCCCUGAACGACGCCAUGAUUGCUGUCUGCAAGCACCAAGAUCACAUGCAAACAGCCAUGAACUGUAUCGAAUUUGGACAAUAUUUGACUCAAGCCAUGUGGGUGAAGGAUUCUUCUUUACUGCAACUGCCCCAUUUUACGGAAGAGGAGGUCAAACAUGCCGAAAAGGGUAAGGGAAAGGCCGCCAACAUUGUCGAAUACAGAGACCAGCCCGAUGACCAAAAGAAGGGCAUGGCUACCUUUACGGAAGAACAAAAGUCGGAUGUCUUGAAUUACCUGAAAAUGAUCCCCGACAUUGACGUUCAAACUAAGGUUUAUGUCGACGACGAUGAAGACAGCAAUGUUUACGAGGGAGAUCUUUGUACGGUCAAUGUCAUGCUCACUCGAAAGAAUCUUGAAAAGGGUGAAAAGGCAGGACUUAUCCAUGCACCGUACUUUCCAUUUCCUAAACAGGAAGCUUGGUGGAUCAUUCUUGGAACCAAGGAAGGAAAGAUUAUCCAUAUUGAAAAGGUUGUUGAUCCUUCGAGAGUCGUCGAACACGAAAUUAAAUUCCUCGCACCUCGUGUAGGCGAGUACGAAUUUGAUCUUUUUGUCAAGUCGAACGCCUAUGUGGGUCUCGAUCAACAUCAAAAGAUUAAGUUGACGACUCUUGAUAACUCGGUGUUGCCCGAAUUUAAGGUUCAUCCCGACGACGCCGAACUUGAUGAUGAACCUACCCUGUUUGAAGAAAUGCUCAAUGCCAACGUCGAGGACGACAGUGAUGAUGAUUCCGACGACUCGGAUGACGAUUCGGACGAUGAUGACGAGCCUGACGAGGCGAUUGCGCCUAAGUCAGAGGCCGACAUGAAGAAGGAUAGAUUGAAGAAUGCUCGCAACCAAGACGAUGAUUCCGAUUCGGACGACGACGCAGAAGAAGUCUAUGCUGAUUAAGCAAUGAAAGGUACGAAAGUUCCGACAGAUGGCAAUCGCCAGGGUUUAGUUUUACGUACCGAAGGCACAAACUAUAACUUUCCUACACGUAUGAAAAAGUCACUGUUUUGUGCGAAUUUGAGGACAAAUUGUAUGAUUUUUUGCUGAAGCAUCAACUAUGCAUCUUCCCUGCGUAGUUAUUUACGUGUAAACACCAUUAUCACCAAUAAUUUUAUAUCAGAAUAGCAACCUAUUCCAUCUAUGCGAACAAAGAGAGUGUCUGAUU